Molecule: messenger RNA, 1442 nt
Organism: Trachemys scripta elegans
Lineage: Eukaryota; Metazoa; Chordata; Testudines; Emydidae
Gene: BTBD19
Product: BTB domain containing 19
Exons: 4
Coding region: 576-1229 (217 amino acids)
Molecular function (GO): protein binding
Source: RefSeq, a predicted model, not a curated record
UUCUCUCAGGGACGGAGCUCAGCUCAAUCGCGUCGCGCCAGGAGCUGGCCGCGGCCCGAGGCUGAGCCACUGCUGAGCUCAGAGACCGUGGCUGGCUCUGGCUUGCUCUGGAAAGGAGAUGCUGGGGGGGAGGGGGGAGAUUUUCCAGCUGCUUUCCGGUGCAGAACUCCUGUCCUGCCACUCCCACUCCCCUCUGGUUUGCUGCCUUUCCUCGGCCUGGCCCCCGGGCCGGCUGGCUGCCUCGCUCGAGACUCUGACCCUGCUCCUCUCGGUUCAGGUUCACAGGUUUCCCACACACCCCGUCGACAGCCGCUGGAUUUCUGGAGCUGGGCAGCUGCCGGUUUCCUUAGUGAUGAGCUCUGUUGCUUGCAGCAGGGGCCUCCUCCCCGUGGCCUAAGCCUGCCUCCCCGUCUCUGGCCCUGCUCCCUCCCGUUCCCGCCAGCUCUCCGCAAGGCGCUGAGCGAGAUAGCGACCCGCAGGCCCGGGAGCCCUGGCCGAGGCUGAACUUGGCUGGCUCUCUCUGCCACACGCUCAGGCCAGCUCCCUCCCGCCUGCCUCGGUCGCCACCCCAGGCCAUGGCCUACGCCGGCUCGGCCGUCCUGGAGGGGGACGCGGCUGCCUUCGCCGCAGCCGUCAGGAGCCUCAUCAACAACCCGCAGUUCAGCGACGUGACGUUCGUGGUGGGCAGGGAGAGGCAGGAGGUGUUUGCCCAUCGCUGCAUCCUCGCUUGCCGCUGCCAGGCCUUCCAGGGGAUGUUCAGCCAGCCCCAGCCUGAUGCCCAGGAGCCGUGGCCCGCCCAGGCCCCAUUGGUCCUCAGCCACGUGCAGCCCGAGGUCUUCCUGGCCGUUCUCGAGUUCCUGUACACCAACAGCGUGACCCUCAACAGCUUCAUGGCCCUGGAGGUGCUCACCUCGGCUGUGGAGUACGGGCUGGACGACCUGAGGAAGCUGUGCGUUGAGUUCCUCACGGGUGCGCUGAGCGUGGAGCUGGUCUGCGAGGCGCUGCAGGUGAGUCCCCUCCCGUCCCGUGGGCUGGCUCUGUUCCCAGGAGCUGGCUGGGGUGGGGAACCCGUGACUGUGAUUCCUCCUCCUCCGCGGCUCUCUGCCCACGCGCCGUGCGGCCCCAAACAGCUCGGCCCUGGCCCCGGGAGGCCGUGCCCUGACCCCUGCCAGCUGUGCCUGGGCAAACCCCUCGACAGACAGGGCACGUGGCCUGGGGCGGGGCGUUGAUGGCAAGGAGCGGGUUGGCCUCUCCUCUGGAGGGUCCCCCAGCAGGAUCUGGCUCCAGGCAGCGGGUUGAUGUCUAAGGUGAGUGAGAGGAAGACUGGGGCAGCCGGGCGGAGGGGUCCCUGGGACCCUCUGAGAUGUCCCGGAGAUCAGCCAAGGCCCCCGCAACAGGCACGAGGGCCUGCGCCAGCGCCUGCAGAUGCUGGCGGGAUCCCU